Momordica charantia (bitter melon) is the source of this 828-nucleotide messenger RNA. NCBI's taxonomy places the organism in Eukaryota, Viridiplantae, Streptophyta, Magnoliopsida, Cucurbitales, Cucurbitaceae. The record is from RefSeq and is a predicted model, not a curated record.
AUGGCUAAUCGGUACAAAAGAGUCCUAGGUGCCAUGAUCUCCCCUGCUCAGUCAGCUUUUAUUUUGAAUAGGGCAAUUACUGAUAAUAUAAUUAUUGGCCAUGAAUGUCUUCAUCAUAUUAGGAAUCAAAAAACUGGAUCAUCGGGGUUGGCUGCUUUAAAAUUGGAUCUUAGCAAGGCUUUUGACAGGGUUGAAUGGACUUAUAUUGAGAGAUUGAUGCUCAAGUUUGGUUUUGCCAGAGAUUGGGUGAAUCUGAUUAUGCGUUGCAUUUCUUCCACCAGAAUUUCAAUCAUUCUAAAUGGCUCUCCGACUGGUUCUAUGAUUACCACUCGAGAUGCUAAUGCUACUGGGCGUCUUCAUAGCCUAUCAUUUGCUCCYUCUGGUCCCCUUGUCUCUCAUUUGCUAUUUGCAAAUGAUAGCUUAAUAUUCUUUAGAGCUAAUGAACUACAGUUUUUGGCCUUGAAGGACCUUCUGUCGGUGUAUGGGACGACAUCCGACCAAUGUAUUAACUUUGCAAAAUCAGCCUUAAUUUUCUCUCCAAAUGUCCACAUUCUCAGGCAACAAUUCCUUCCAUCUCUCCUAGAUGUUGUUCUUGUCAAUGAUUUUGGAAAUUAUUUUGGCCUACCUUCUUCGUUCUCUCGAAGGAAAGGACAAGAUUGGAGGUUCCUCAAGGACCGGAUUUGGAGGGUUAUGCAAGACUUAGGAGCAACCGACCACGUAGCUAAAGAUCGUGGGGUGUAUGUGGAAUUUCGUCGAAUUCCAUCAGGAGCUAGUUGGCUGUAUGUAGGAAACAAUGCCCGUGUGCCUGUAAAGGGCAUUGGUUCCUGA